AUGGUGGCCGCGUCGAACCUCCCCGCACCGCUAACGGACGGGGAACUUAUCCAGAGCGCCUCGCUGAGCGAUGUGCCGGAUGCAGAGUCCCUGGCUGCCUGGCUCCUGGACAAAGGCUUGGACACGGCAGACUGGGGCAAAGACAACACCAAGGGCGUCAGCAAAUUCUGGAAGGAGAUCAAGCUGAACGAAGCUGCAUUGGAGCUCUGGCGGGCAGCUGAUGGCAGUCUGAUUCCUGUGCGAACUACCCAUGUUCUUCGGGCGAAGGUAACCUCGCCGGACAGAUAUGAGCGAGGCAUUUUCCUUUUCAACACAUGGCAGCAGUACGGAGAUGGCCGCACCCGAACGCGGAAUGGUCUCCUGUCAGAGAAAUUGACGACUGACGAAAUGCCCUUGGAAGAAAAUCUUCACGAGGUGUGCCGGCGGGCUGUUACCGAGGAAGAGAUGCAGCGGGUGGUGGAGUCGACCAUGAAGAUUGGGUUGGGAAGACCCGCGCCGGAGUACGACCCAAACUACACCUGCCCCCUCGAGGUGGUCAACGAACACUUCGUGGACCACAUCAUCGAGCUAGAGAAGUCCAAAAGCUAUCCAGGACUGCUGACCAUGUACCAUCUCUACACGGUGGACAUCGUAUGUACGGGUUUGCCAUUGACGGAUCUGAACACGCUGGAGUUCGAGCAUCCGGACAAGGAUGGCAAGCGAAAGCUCAAGUACAUCCACGCCUGGGUGUGGCUCGAGUGGCUGCAGAUUCAGCGGUAUCUCUUCGAGGGCAGCGAGCUCAAAGAGACAAAGCGCAAAGGCCGUCGCCUCUCCUGGUUGCUACUAUCGGAUUCAGGUAGCACUUGGCGCUGGUUGUUUGGAUUUCAGAAAUUUCAGCUGUUUCGAGUCCUGGUCACUGUGUUGAAAGCAGUCGCCAAGUUCCAAGGUCUAAUCUUGCUGUGGUGGGCAAGGGAGCAGGGCAAGGAAAAGUGGGGCAAAGGAACCCUCAAGUCCGUAGAGGCCUUGUUCAAGGAGAUCGAGAAUGAGGACUCCCUUCUCGAGCUAUGGGGCCGACACGACGGAGUGCCGAUGCUCAUGCGCGUGACCCACGUCUUGCAGCUGCGCGUGACCUCCCCGGAGCCGAGCCUCAAGGGCAAGUUCCUUUUCUCCACAUGGGCGGAGCUCUUGAACGGCAAGCGGCGGGUGACCCACACCCUCCCAGCGAUGAAGCUGACGUUGAAGGACAUGCCUUACGACGAGGAGAAGUUUCGAGCCUCCGCGGCUGCCUUGGCGACCGGGUUCGCGAUCAAGUACUUUCUCUUUGUGACUGAGCAGCUGAACCAUGUCGUGGACAUCCACUACCGGUCCUUGCGGGACUCGGAGCCCUCCGGUGUGCAGCUCCACGAAGUCCGCGGCUCUGGCAGCAUCUCAGAAGACUUCGUCGAGCAGCGGCACGACGUCGAAGAAUCUCCGUCCUAUAGGCCAGGGAUCUUCCCUCAAGAGCUCAUACAGCUCCUGAGCCUGUCAUCAUAUUCCGCUGGGGUCUUUGAUUUAGCCACGUCUUGCCGGACGGUUGUAGGAACUGAGAGCUUGGAGUUCAGGGUUCGGGGAUUAGCAUGA
Molecule: messenger RNA, 1599 nt
Organism: Symbiodinium necroappetens
Lineage: Eukaryota; Dinophyceae; Suessiales; Symbiodiniaceae
Source: the annotation of a GenBank genome assembly